Megalops cyprinoides (Indo-Pacific tarpon) is the source of this 1066-nucleotide messenger RNA. Its product is annotated as gamma-glutamylaminecyclotransferase-like. The record is from RefSeq and is a predicted model, not a curated record. The transcript is spliced from 3 exons. Gene Ontology annotation, molecular function: gamma-glutamylaminecyclotransferase activity. Lineage: Eukaryota; Metazoa; Chordata; Actinopteri; Elopiformes; Megalopidae. Bases 293 to 769 code for a protein of 158 amino acids.
UUAGAUCUUGGCAAUAUAGCUAGCUAUUGGACUAGGUGUGAGAUCAUUUUGUUUUCUGUAAAUUAGCAAGUUAGCUGAACUUGUUCAACUAAACAUAAAGCAACACUGGCAAAGGCAUUUCUGGAACUUCUAAAACAGACGUGCGGAGCAGUGAACACGCGAGCGGUAAUCCACCGAUGUGAAUCAGUCACACGACUCAGUCAAGACCUCUGACCCCAAGUGCUCUGUCUGCCGGGUGAAACGCACGCUGCCUUUCACAUCGCACGCGGGUCUCAUCGCUCCCACAGUCUCGAUGACUCACGUCUUUGUGUACGGCACUCUGAAAAGAGGCCAGCCCAAUUACUUCCGCAUGAUGGACAGGGGCAACGGGAAGGCGCAGUUCUGCGGCAGCGCCCGCACCGUGGACAGGUUCCCGCUGGUGAUCGCCGGCCGCUACAACAUCCCCUUUCUCCUCAACGUCCCCGGGAAAGGCCAGCAGGUAAAAGGGGAGGUCUACUGCGUGGAUGCCCAGAUGCUGAAGUUCCUGGACGAGUUUGAGGGCUGCCCUCACAUGUACCAGCGCAUUCCCGUCAAGCUGGAGGUGGAGGAGUGGGUGGGCGGAGACGGCCCGGCAUCCGGGCCCAAGCCAGCGGCGAAAAGCAUCAUCGAGGCCUUCGUGUACAGCACCACCACCUACCAGCCCGAGUGGCUCAACUUGCCGUACUUUGAUAAUUACGAUGCCCAUGGCGAUCACGGCCUGGUUUAUGUCGAUCGUGAAUCUAGAGAUUGAAGCAAUCUGCCCUCACUCUCUGCUUCUUGGUUCAGGGACCAUGUUUGCCCAUCCUCUCUUAUUGUACUGUAAAAGUAGAUCAUGAUUAGUUCUGCUUUUAGCCUGCCACUAUAUCAUUUACUGUUCAGUAAUGGUAACACUCCAGAGGGAGGGAAGGUAUGCCUUAAGGUAUCUCAGGUUUUAAAGUAUGUAUGUGCAAUACCUCUGGUGCACCUUGUACAGAUUAGUACAGACUAAUCUGUCCAAUUACGAUGCGCAAUACUUUUUUUCUAAUGUUAUAUGAACAUAUAUGUGGUA